AUUGGAUUCGUCGAUGUUCCUCAAGGUGAUGAGGAGAAACUCAAGGAGGCUGUGGCCACCAUUGGACCCGUCUCCGUUGCCAUCGAUGCCUCCCACGAAUCCUUCCAGUUUUACUCUCACGGCGUUUAUGAUGAGCCUGAGUGCGAUCCUAGUGCUCUCGAUCACGGGGUUUUGGUUGUUGGUUAUGGUUCUGACAAUGGAUCCGACUAUUGGUUGGUGAAGAACUCGUGGAGUACCAAAUGGGGAGAUGCUGGUUUCAUCAAGAUGGCCAGGAAUAAG
Messenger RNA from Tigriopus californicus, 279 nucleotides. Its product is annotated as cathepsin L-like. The transcript is spliced from 2 exons. Gene Ontology annotation, biological process: immune response. Lineage: Eukaryota; Metazoa; Arthropoda; Copepoda; Harpacticoida; Harpacticidae. Gene Ontology annotation, molecular function: cysteine-type endopeptidase activity. Gene Ontology annotation, cellular component: lysosome. The record is from RefSeq and is a predicted model, not a curated record. The annotation marks the transcript as partial.